Closterium sp. Yama58-4 is the source of this 2022-nucleotide messenger RNA. Lineage: Eukaryota; Viridiplantae; Streptophyta; Zygnematophyceae; Desmidiales; Closteriaceae. The record is from the annotation of a GenBank genome assembly.
AUGAAUGUUACUCCCGUCCCUCACGACACUCCCAAUGCCUCCUCUCGCUUGCGGUAUGUGCAAAUUUCUCGCGGGAACCAUCUCUUCAGUAGGGUACCUAUCAUCGCGUCCAUCGUUCUAGUCGCUCCCGCUCCUCCAGUCGCUUUCAUCCCUCUCGUCGCUCCCCCUCCUCCCGUCGCCCUCGUCGCGUCUGUCCUGGGCGCUUCUCUCGUCACUCCCGUGACGUCCCAGUCGUGCCUUCUUUCCCUCCUCCACCCGUCGCCGAACACCUUCCGUCCUGCUCCUCGCUUCCGUCCCGCUCCUCGCUUCCGUCCCGUGUUCUCACCUAUCGUUUUCUUCCCUCCGCCCCUCACUUCCCUCGCCGCCGAUCAUCAUCCGCCCCUUAUUCGCAUCGCUCACUUUAUCCGUCGCUCGAACGAACCCACCGCCCACACAAGGCAAUCGCCUUGCAUCGGUCCUGUCGCCCACACACUUUCAUGCGACAUUCACUCCCGUUCCGCACACUCACUCCCGUCGCCCGCACUCCCGUCGCUCACACUCCUGUCGCUCACACUCCCGACGCUCACACUCCUGUCGCUCACACUCCCGACGCUCACACUCCCGACGCUCACACUCCCGACGCUCACACUCUCGUCGCUCACACUGAUGUCGCUCCCAAUUCCGUCCUCACAAUUCCAUCGCAUACUCACUCCGGCCGCUCACAAACACCCGUCCCUCAAUGCAUCCUGUCAUUCACGCACUCUCGUCCCGCGCUCACCUCGUAGCGCGCGCCAAUCCCUCCCGUUCCGCAGUCACUGUCGUCCCGCAUUCUCACGUUCCAGUCAUUGUCGUGCUCUCUCGCUUCCUCACUCAAUCCCGUCCUUCUCUCACACCCGUCCCUCUCUCACACCCGUCCCUCUCUCACACCCGUCCCUCUCUCACACCCGUCCCUCUCUCACACCCGUCCCUCUCUCACACCCGUCCCUCUCUCACACCCGUCCCUCUCUCACACCCGUCCCUCUCUCACACCCGUCCCUCUCUCACACCCGUCCCUCUCUCACACCCGUCCCUCUCUCACACCCGUCCCUCUCUCACACCCGUCCCUCUCUCACACCCGUCCCUCUCUCACACCCGUCCCUCUCUCACACCCGUCCCUCUCUCACACCCGUCCCUCUCUCACACCCGUCCCUCUCUCACACCCGUCCCUCUCUCACACCCGUCCCUCUCUCACACCCGUCCCUCUCUCACACCCGUCCCUCUCUCACACCCAUCUCUCUCUCACACCCGUUCCUCUCUCACACCCGUUGCUCUCUCACACCCAUCCCUCUCUCACACCCGUUCCUCUCACACACCCAUCCCUCUCACACCCGUCUCUCUCACACCCCUCCCUACUGCCCCCAGGUGCCACGUGGCAUCUGGGGUGGUCACCUCUCCAUACAUCCCCCUCUCUGCCUCUCUCGUAUAACCCCUCUAAGCCCAUCCCCUCCUUUUCCUCUCAGCCCUUCUCCCCCCUCCUUCCUCCGCCCCUCUCCUCCUUUUUCUCUCAGUCCCUAUCAUCCUUUCCCUCUCAGCCCCUCUCCUCCUUUCCCUCUCAGCCAUUUCUCCUCCUUUCCCUCUCAGCCAUUCUCCUCCUUUCCCUCUCAGCCCCUGUCCUCCUUUCCCUCUCAGCCCAUCUCCUCCUUUCCCCAUGUCCUUCCCUCCGUUUCCCCCCUUUUUAUUUCUCCCUUUCCCCGUUUCCCCCCUUUUCAUCUCUCCCUUUCCCCAUUUCCCCCCCAUGUCCUUCCCUCCGUUUCCCCACGUGUCCUUCCCUCCCUUUCCCCCAUGUCCUUCCUUCCGUUUCACCCUUCUCCCUCCCUCCCUUUCCCCUUCUCCUUCCCUCCGUUUUCCCCUGGUACUUCCCUCCCUUUCGCCCAUGUCCCUCCCCUUCUCUUACCUCGCCCAUCCUUUCCCACCUGGUCUGCCCCUUCUCCCGUUCGUCCUUUUUGUCCUCUUCCUACCCUCUGUUGCCCUGUUCUCCAUGCCCCUUGCCCAGGGUCCUCAUGA